Molecule: messenger RNA, 1602 nt
Organism: Agrilus planipennis (emerald ash borer)
Lineage: Eukaryota; Metazoa; Arthropoda; Insecta; Coleoptera; Buprestidae
Gene: ICA69
Product: islet cell autoantigen 1
Exons: 2
Coding region: 97-1314 (405 amino acids)
Biological process (GO): regulation of transport
Cellular component (GO): Golgi apparatus
Molecular function (GO): protein domain specific binding
Source: RefSeq, a predicted model, not a curated record
UUGACGUUUCAUGUUUAUCAUGUCGAAUUGAUAAGAAACAUUGUUGUGUUGUAAAUUAAAUUUUGUGUUUUUUUGUUUGUAAUAUAAAUAUAAAACAUGAUGCAGCAUCAAUAUUGGGUUACAAAAAAGACUGUUCAAAGGAAAUUAGGAAGCAAAGAGGAUGACUGCAUAAUUUCUUCUGAUGCUGAGUUGGACGCAAAAUUAGAACUGUUCAGAUCUAUUUCUGAUACUUGCAUUCAGUUACAGCGAAUUAUAGAUUCAUACCAAGAAAGGUUAUGCUAUUUAGCUCAAGAAGAGAAUGCUUUGGGCAGAUAUUUAAAAGAAUGUGGUAAAAAUGAAAAAAAUUCAAGUGCUGCUCAACUUUUGUCAGUGGCUGGUAAAGCUUUGGCAUAUACUGGCCAUCAAUUGUUAACCGUUAGACCUCCCCUAGUACGACUACAUCAUGAUGUAGAGACAUUUAGAGCAAGGGCUAUAUUAGACACAAGAGCAACUGUAACAGAAAUGGAGAAAGUUCGCACUGAAUACAGGGGUGCAUUAAGUUGGAUGAAGUCUGUCUCUAAUGAGUUAGAUCCGGACACAGGUCGCGGAUUAGAACGUUUCAGAAAAGCCCAGUCUUAUGUUAAAAUGUCUAAAACAAAAUUUGACCGUUACAUGCUGGCAUGCUUACAAAAAGUUGAUUUAUUAGCAGCUGCUAGGUGCAAUAUGUUUUCUCAUGCGUUGGUAUCCUAUCAGAAUGCAAUUUCGAUAUUUUCAGCUAAAUCAUCAGAAACUUUGAUGCAUGCAGUUAAAAAAUUAAAUGAUGUAGAGCCCUUUGAAUUUUGUGCUGUGUCAGAAUUAGCAGGAAGUGUAGAAGACGAAAAAGAGAAUAAGGAUAAAAACUCAUUUUUCAACUCAGAAUACAAAGAUGCUGUUCCAAACAAUAAGGAUCAAGAAAACAAAACGAAAGAUUCUAAAAAAGAACUACCAACCACAGAUUUACUUGGUGAAAACUUCUCCAUCCCUCCAGUAAUCCCUGACACAAAUGCUAUUGAAGGUAGCAAACAGUCUGAUUCAACACUCAGUUCUGAACUUUUGAGUUUAAACUGGCCAUCUGAAAAUGACCUUCUAGGAGACUUUAUGCCUUCUAAAUUUCUCCAAGAGGGAACAUUUAACUUUGAUACUCUUAGCCAAAAAAGUGAAGAACCAACACCCAGUGCAAUCAAGGAUGAUACAAAAAAAUCCAACGAUUUAAAGUCUCAAAUGUCCUGGCUCAGUUUAUUCAAAGAACUGGACCCUCUUGCAAAUCAGGACAUUGAAUCAGGAGAUAGAGCUUGAAUAAGUUCUUUAUUUAUUUAUUUAUUUCGAGGAAAAGUGCUUUUUGUUACCAAAGAACAUUAUCAGUAUUUAUAAUCCAAAGCUUUUGGUGUAUUUUAUGUUGGAAAUACAAUAACUAUUCUACAUUCCAAUUAUUGCCAAAGAUUUAUAAAGACAUGUUUUUUUUUGUGUGUUAUGUUCCUGUCUAUUAUUUAUAUACUUACACAAACUAUAAAUAAGUAUUUAUCUAAGAUCUGUUAAUUUGUAAGAAAUUUUAUGAAUAAAACUUAUUAGCCUCAAGUAAUAAUA